AAUCGAAUCAGGCACAACGAAAUUUCAUAGGAAAAAAAAAAUUAAAAACCCACGAAGGGAGCGAGCGGAAGGAAAUUUUACCCCUUCUCUUCAUCUCAUCCCUUUCCCGAUCGAUUCCACACGCUCCGCGAUCCUCCGAUCCCACGAAAGAGUUAUCAGAAGUUGCGCGAUGAGUUGGAAACUUCCUAUUUUUGGUGGGGCCCAGCAGCAACAAGCUCCAUCGAAUUUCCCAGAGAUCCCUACUCAAUCAUGGUAUCCUCCCUCCGUGCUUAGCUCAUCUUCACGCCCUUCUACAGCAAGUAGUUCUUCCAGUGUUGGUGGGAGUCAAAGAACUCCAGAUGGUCCUACUGCUCAUGGACAACCGUCACCAGCUGAGGCAGCAGGAAUUAUUGCUCGCUUGAAGGAUAAAAGUGUUGAUGAGUUGCGAAAAAUUUUAGCUGACAAAGAGGCAUAUGAUGCUUUCUUCAAUUCACUUGACCAAGUUAAAAUUCAGAACAAUGUACGUGAUGAACUUCGUAAGGAGACGUUGCAACUUGCCAGAGAAAAUUUGGAAAAAGAACCCCGUAUAUUGGAGCUCAGGAACCAGUGCACUAUAAUUCGAACAACUGAGUUGGCCGCUGCUCAAGAGAAACUGGCUGAAUUGGAGAGGCAAAAGGAGGAGAUUUUGAAGUCAUACUCCCCCGCCGCACUUCUUGGGAAGUUGCAUGAUGCCAUGAUUAAGGUGGACGAAGAGUCUGAGCAACUACAUGCGAAGCUUCUUGAGAAGGAGAUCGACUUACCUACGUUUGUACAGAAGUACAAGAAGCUCCGCACCACUUACCACCGACGGGCAUUGCUCCAUCUCGCCGCCAAGACUUCGGUCUGCUAAUAGCUUGGAUAUGCACUCAUUGUUGUAUCAUUGAAGUUUUUGGUUGUGAUGGACUUCUUAAGCUGCUUUAAAACCAAAUAUCCCCUUUCUACUGCGCGCCGCAAUCUCUUUUUAUUGGUAGUAUCUAAUUUGAUUUCAUUUCUAAGUGCUGGUGUGGUUUUUUGUAGUUUUUGAGGCCAUGCUAUAUGGUUUUAUUUUUAAAACAAAAUCAAGAAAAAUCAUCAGGUUUGUUGUUUUUCGUCCCAGCCCUUUCAAUAUAACUGGAGUUUGUGAAACAUAUAUAGUUUUACCAAAUUUUUGGCUCCCAAUAACAUAAGAGUGGGUUGGAUC
Molecule: messenger RNA, 1198 nt
Organism: Ananas comosus (pineapple)
Lineage: Eukaryota; Viridiplantae; Streptophyta; Magnoliopsida; Poales; Bromeliaceae
Product: vacuolar protein-sorting-associated protein 37 homolog 1-like
Exons: 8
Coding region: 170-868 (232 amino acids)
Biological process (GO): protein targeting to vacuole; protein targeting to membrane; ubiquitin-dependent protein catabolic process via the multivesicular body sorting pathway
Cellular component (GO): ESCRT I complex
Source: RefSeq, a predicted model, not a curated record